ACUACUCUACUAGCUAAUUACCUCCGUUUCGGCGCCGCAUCCAGCCCCGGCCCACAACAUAUGCCCGCGCGCGACCACGCGGCAGGUCUCGCUCCCCGUCUACCAACUCGGUCGCUUCGCUUCAGCGGCUCGUCGUUGCUAUCACUUCGUCGCCGCGGGUCGAUAGCAAAGCUUGGCCCGCUUGCGCAUCGCGGCUGCCGGACCCGGACGCACGCGGCCGCCUGGAGGCGGGCGGCUCCCUUCCGGCUUCCGCGGCGCCUGAGGAGGCUAUAAGCACGCGUCGCGUUCAACAACGCAUCAGCAGAGAGUGUCCUAAAAGGAGCCAGUCUCAUAGGUCGACUGAGAGAUGGCGUCCGAGAUGAGCAAAAACGUGAAGGCCCUCGACGAGCAGGAGGUCACCUCGCAGCACUCACGCGCCCAGACCAGCGACGCUGCCGAGGAGCAGCAGCAGCAACAGCAGGCGGUGGACCCGCUGGCGCGGCAGUCGUCCAUUAUGUCGCUGACGCUGGAGGAGCUGCAGAACUCGCUGUGCGAGCCGGGCCGCAACUUCGGAUCCAUGAACAUGGACGAGUUCAUGGCCAACAUAUGGAACGCCGAGGAGUUCCAGGCCGCCACAGCCGGCUGCAACAAGGAGGGCGCGGAGCGUGAGCCGGUGCCCGUGGCGACGACGACGGGCACAGGUGAGAACGGAGGAGGAGGAGGAAGUGGGAGGGGACUGGUUCGGCAGGGUUCGUUCGCGCUGCCGCCGCCGCUGUCCCGGAAGACGGUGGAGGAGGUCUGGGCCGAGAUCAGCCAGGGCCCGGCGGACUUCCAGGCCAGCGCGGCGCCGCAGCCCGUGGCGCAGCCCCAGGCGGCGAGCGGCGGCGGCGUCGCGGCCAGCGGGCGGCAGGCGACGCUGGGCGAGAUGACGCUGGAGGACUUCCUCGUGAAGGCCGGCGUCGUGCGGGGCGCCUUCGCCGGCCACGGCCACGGCGUCGGCAUGGUCCCGGCCGGCCCGAUGGGCAUGCAGCACAACGCGGCUCCUCCCAUGAUGUACCAGGUGGCGGCAGCGGCGGCGCCGCCGCCCGGCGCUGUAUACCCGGUGAUGGGCGACGGCAUGGGGUACCACGGCGGCGGGUACCCCGGGGGCGUGGCGGUGGUGCCGCCCCCGCCGCCGUCUCAGUGCGUGGCGGCCGCCGCCAGCCCGGGGUCGUCGGACGGGAUGAGCGCCAUGACGCAGGCGGAGAUGAUGAACUGCAUUGGCAACGGAGGGGUGGUCCGCAACGGCGGCGGCGGCGCGCGGAAGCGCGACUUCCCCGAGGACGGGUGCACCGAGAAGACCGUGGAGCGACGGCAGCGCCGCAUGAUCAAGAACCGCGAGUCCGCGGCCCGGUCACGCGCCCGGAAGCAGGCGUAUACCGUGGAGCUUGAGGCUGAGCUGAACCAUCUCAAGGAGGAGAACGAGCGCCUCAGAGCAGAGGAGAGGACGAUUCUGCUGUCGAAGAAAAAGAUGCUGGUGGAGAAGAUGAUGGAGCAGGCAAGGGAGAAUGUGAGCGCCAAGAAGGUCGGUCCCGGACUGCGCCGGUGGGGCAGCGCCAUGUGGUGAACUUGUGACGAGUGAGACUCGCGUUGUGCAGUUCCAGUUCGAUUGGCGCUUGCUUGCUUGCUUCCAUGGAAAGUGCUGUACCUGUCGGUACCAGAACCAUUGGUAACAGUACGCGAUGUGAUUGACGCAUACGUCUCUGAGGGACUAAUAGAUAUAUGGGCAAGAGCUUCCGCGUUGGCCUGCUAUUGUUCAUAAGCCUUGGGUUGUACAAACAAUAAACCAGCUGUCUUUAAGAUAGCAACUCAACACAAAGCUAUGUGUUUUCGUCCAUGUUUAUUUGACAUGGGCCAUACUGA
This is a messenger RNA of Zea mays, 1881 nucleotides long. Its product is annotated as ABA response element binding factor. Lineage: Eukaryota; Viridiplantae; Streptophyta; Magnoliopsida; Poales; Poaceae. Gene Ontology annotation, biological process: positive regulation of DNA-templated transcription. Gene Ontology annotation, molecular function: DNA-binding transcription factor activity. The record is from RefSeq and is marked validated. Gene Ontology annotation, cellular component: nucleus.